AAGUUAUGAGAGUAGUGAAGUUGUUGUGUAUAAAUAAGUGGUUAAUACAAGAGAAAUAACUCAUCACCACCUAUUCUUGUUUAUUAGUAACAAAAUAUUUCAGUGAAAAAAUGGCCAGCCUCAUUGCUCCUGAGGAGUUUUCUGCUGUUGCUGAUGCUGAAGCUCUUAAAAAGGCUUUCCAUGGUUGGGGAACAAAUGAGAAGGGUGUAAUAGCAAUACUUGGUCAUCGAAAUGCAGCUCAAAGGAAGAUGAUCUGGAAAGCUUACGAAGAAAAAUAUCAGGAGAAUUUUAUCAAGCGCCUCGAAUCUGAGCUCUCCGGACACUUUGAGAAGGCAGUAUACCGUUGGGUUUUGGAUCCAGCUGAUCGAGAUGCAGUGCUAGUAAAUUUAGCUAUAAAGAAAGUUCCGGAUCCUCGUGUGAUUGUUGAGAUGUCUUGCGUUAAGGCUCCUGAAGACUUGUUGAUUGUGAAACGGGCUUAUCAGAUUCGUUACAAGCGUUCCAUGGAAGAAGAUAUCGCCUCACAUACCUCUGGUGAUAUGCGAAAGUUUUUGGUUGCACUGGUGGGCGUACAUAGGUACGAUGGUGGUGAAAUUGAUACGAAAUUAGCUAAGUCUGAGGCAGAUAUUCUUAACAAAGCUAUCAAAGAGAACUUACUGACUCAUGAAGAGAUCAUAAGAAUCAUAACUACAAGGAGCAAGGCACAGCUCAUGGCAACUCGAAAUCACUACAAAGACGCCCAUGGCAUUUCACUUUCCAAGCAUCUUGCUGAGAAUCCAGCUAACGAGUUCUUAUCAGCAUUACUUACUGCCAUCAAAUGCCUGACUGAGCCGAAAAGAUACUAUGAAAAGGUGCUGCGAACUGCUAUAAAGCAGAAGGGGACAGAUGAAGAUGCACUGACUCGUGUGAUCGUUACGAGGGCUGAGGUUGAUUUGGAGGAGAUAAAAGACCUUUACUACAAGAGGAACAGUGUGACUCUGGAGAAUGCAGUUGCAAAGGAGACUUCUGGACACUACAAGGCAUUCCUCCUGACUUUGCUAGGAAAGCAAGAUUAGCAAAUUAUUAACUGAUUCUAUGAAUUUGAUUGGGGUUUGCUGGGAAUGUUUACCUAUUGUUUUGUUCACAUUUGCUGUGUUGUUGAGAUUUGGUAAACUUUCUUAUGUCAAGUGGAUUUUAUUUUGUUUGGUUAUGAAUUUUGAAAUUUCUGCUUU
Molecule: messenger RNA, 1208 nt
Organism: Daucus carota subsp. sativus
Lineage: Eukaryota; Viridiplantae; Streptophyta; Magnoliopsida; Apiales; Apiaceae
Product: annexin-like protein RJ4
Exons: 6
Coding region: 111-1052 (313 amino acids)
Cellular component (GO): cytoplasm
Molecular function (GO): calcium-dependent phospholipid binding; calcium ion binding
Source: RefSeq, a predicted model, not a curated record